AUGAAGGAUACACCAAAAGAAAAACGCAACCGUUUAUUACGGCCACCGCAACUAUCCUUGAUUCUUAGCGAUAACAAUGUUCUCCAACUGGAGGAGCAACAACUUCAAGAUGCACUCGAAAAGAGUCGAGAAUACUGGUAUCAAAUUGCAACUUUUGCCUUUCACCUGCGGGGAUCAGGCUUAAGUUCAGAGUUCACAAAUCCCCGUCUCGCUCUACACAGAAUCCCGAAACUUCAAGCCCGGUCUGAACGACUUCCCGUUCGCCCAUAUGGAAUGACCCCUAUACGCAGUCUUUGCUGCGAAGCUUCUUCAGUCUGGACUCUGUCAGCAGAUCAGGAUUGCGGUAAACUCAAGAAGCAGAAGUCACACCUCACCUUCGUCCAAGUUGGCACUGCUGCUGCUACUUCUUUCAGCUUCACUGAGGGCGCGUUCAGUUUAUGGAACGGCAUGAGCGAAGAACAUUCCAACGUACCCAAUUAUCUGGGAAUCCUCGCUCUUGGAUGGUGCUAUGUGCUAUCUGCACAGCUUGUUGAGAUGCGAGGUGAAGAGUCUUCUAUGCAGUACACUCAAUGCCAGACAGGAUACAGCAAUGAGAGUUUACCCGAUUCCUCACAAGUCUAUGUCAUCGAUGUUGGGGAGGUGGACGAGAGCGUAGCUCGCUGGUGGUCUGCAAUACUUGCACCGAAUGAAGGAUGGAAAGCUACCGUGAAACAAACGCCCCAAGGGGAAUUUUUGGCCCCGUGGUCGGUUUCCCGUACCUGCGAAACGCAAUUCUCGAUCAAAUAUUGGGGGACCAUCUCUCCAGACCCUCACAGGACGCUCUUAUCCUCACGGAGAGCUUUUGAGGCACUUGUUGAAUUCGCACGUCUGCAUGGAUUGCAAGGCCAAUUCCCCAUUGCUCUUACGAUGGCUCUGGCAAUCCCCACGCAUAAGUAUUAUAGAUUGCCUGCCAAACUGCCUCUUCCCCGAGCUACUGGCUCUAAACCAUUCGAUACACCCAUGGAUGCUGAAUGGAUGAACUUGAAAGAAGACUUGCCCUACUACAUGACCCUCAGUUGCAGCCCGGAAGUAAUGAUGUCGACCUUCUGUGGAGCAUUCUGGGAGCAAGAUGUUCCCUGCAAUCUCGUCAGCCCAUGGUUACACCCGAUCAUCAAUGAAGUUCUAGGUGCUUUACCAGAAAGUGAACUAGAAGUCCUUGCGUUCAUCGGUGCAAUCCGCCAGCCAUGUUUCAGCGCAUUCUGGAUCGGGGCGAUCGCUAGCGGCCUAGGUUCAGAGAUUCUCCACAGAGUAAGAGGAGGCCAUCCACCUCUUGACCGGGUCGCCUUUCCCUGGACGGGGUGUCCACAGAGCUUCAUGGACCUUGCAGGAUCGGGCCCGUACACUUGCAAACACGAAAAUUACAUCUUGAGAGAAGAUGUCUGGCGAUUAACGCAUUAUCCUUCAACCGACGGGGACAAUGAGAGCUAUAAACAUGGCCCUAGGGUACCAUGGGCGCCGUGCGGAGCAUCUCUCACAAAGGAUUGUGCUCUGUAUGUCACGGCACACUUGGACUGCCCCCGACAUGGGUACGAGUAUGAUCAUUGGGAGUGGUACUUGCCGGAUGGUAAUAUAAUGCAGGACCGAGGUUUCUCGGAACAACUUGAUCAGGAAGCUUCGAGGGAGGCCUCGGGGCAAGUGUAUUUAUGGUUCUUUUUCGGUGGGGAAGGACUACCCUCGGAAAGUAUUUACCAGGAGGAUUGGCUCAAGGAGAUAUGGGAAAAUAACAUGAGUGAGUUUGGCGGCGGCGAGUUUGACGAUAGAGAGGUACCGGAACCGGUCGUCAAGUCUGGGGAGUUUGUUGAUUCAUGGCUUGAUACUCUUAGUUGA
Molecule: messenger RNA, 1866 nt
Organism: Aspergillus vadensis CBS 113365
Lineage: Eukaryota; Fungi; Ascomycota; Eurotiomycetes; Eurotiales; Aspergillaceae
Exons: 3
Coding region: 1-1866 (621 amino acids)
Source: RefSeq, a predicted model, not a curated record